Molecule: messenger RNA, 1037 nt
Organism: Suricata suricatta (meerkat)
Lineage: Eukaryota; Metazoa; Chordata; Mammalia; Carnivora; Herpestidae
Product: skin secretory protein xP2-like
Exons: 3
Coding region: 87-626 (179 amino acids)
Source: RefSeq, a predicted model, not a curated record
ACCGUAAUGGCAAGCAGCAAGAUGGCGGCCCCAGACCGCAGCCGCGGCGCGCGCUCCACGUGAAGUCCCAGCUGACAGCUCUGCGCAUGCGGAAGGCCAAGCGGCAGAAGGCAGCCGCUCCUCCGGGAAUAGCAGGGGCGGCGCAGGGAGGAGAGCCACCAGGGGCACGGAAGAUGCUGGCAGAACCGCGCUGUGGGGACGGCGGAGGCAGGGUGGGAGCCACAUCCGCUGCCCCCCAACUACACAGUCACCGGCUGCGCGGAGGCGCCCCGCCUGACCCGGGUUCCCGGGCGUCGGUGGAGAAGCCAGCCAGAGCCCGAGGGGGCAGUGCACCGUGCCCCUGCCCUCGGAGCAGAUCUCCUCUCGGCCUCCCUGCACGCGCACAGCCGCACGCACGUGGAGGGCAAACCUGCCAGCCCCCGGGGACAGCCAGGCCCGGACCGCCAGACCUGGCCCAGUCGCCGGCCGCCAUACGCCGGCCAGGCCGGCCACGGAUGGAGGGAGCGGGGCCAACCCCGGCAAGACUAAGCGCGCUGACCCUGUCAUCUGGCCUCCAUCGUGAGAAUGACCCCACAGCCCCAGGCUGGGAUUACAGGAACUCUCUGGCCUGGGACUCGAACCCUUGAAGGAGCAGGCACUGACAGCUGGCCUCCCUGCUCUCUGAGCCAAGAUUGGCACGCUUUCCCAAAUAUAUACCCCACUCAGCCCUCGUCAAAUUUAUGAAACUAAGAAACAAAAACAAACAAAAAAACAACCGUUAAGCUUUAGCCAUUGCUAAACUUCAAAGCUGACAGCCAACCCCACUUGACAGACGAUGAUUGAAAUAUAGUUAAAAGACCCAAACAGAUUUCAUGAAGAAAAGUGUGACUACAAAGAAAAAUAGCACUGUCUCCAACAGCAACAGUUAAAACUGAACAUCUGAAGUUAAAUACCACAAAUGUUUCAACACCUGAUGGUUUUCAACAGACCAUGAUGAAUAUGUUGGUUACAAUUCUAAAGAUUAUCACCAAAGAAUAAACCCUGGCAUGUUUCUCCUA